Molecule: messenger RNA, 474 nt
Organism: Penaeus indicus
Lineage: Eukaryota; Metazoa; Arthropoda; Malacostraca; Decapoda; Penaeidae
Product: tyrosine-protein kinase RYK-like
Exons: 4
Coding region: 1-474 (157 amino acids)
Biological process (GO): protein phosphorylation; multicellular organism development; axonogenesis
Cellular component (GO): plasma membrane; signaling receptor complex
Molecular function (GO): protein tyrosine kinase activity; ATP binding
Source: RefSeq, a predicted model, not a curated record
AUGAUUGUGCUGCAUAGAAAGUACCUGCUGGGCUGCAGCCGCGGGACGAGCGAGGGCGUGAAGCUGCUCACGAGGGACCUGGUCCACAUUGCCAUCCAGGUGUGUCUUGGCCUCAUCCACCUCCACCAGCAGCGUCUCCUCCACAAGGAUGUCGCCACGAGAAACUGCCUCAUAGACUCCGAGCUGCAGGUUCGCGUGUCAGACACCGCCCUUGCUCGCGACUUGUUCCCGCAGGAUUACCACUGCCUGGGUGACAACGAAAACCGCCCUGUUAAGUGGCUUAGCCUUGAGGCCCUUAUCCAUAAACAGUUUACUCCUGCCAAUGAUGUGGAAAUAUUUUUACCUAAGGAGAGAGUAGCAUUUGACAUCCUAGAUUUUUUGCACAAUGAGUUAGGUAAAAAGUACUUCCAUAACAUCAUGCGAGACUUGAGAAUUCAGGCCCUCAACCUCAGGCUUGAGCUAAGAGUAUCCUAG